Messenger RNA from Corythoichthys intestinalis (scribbled pipefish), 1853 nucleotides. It is a transcript of the gene tafa4b, whose product is annotated as TAFA chemokine like family member 4b. Lineage: Eukaryota; Metazoa; Chordata; Actinopteri; Syngnathiformes; Syngnathidae. The transcript is spliced from 6 exons. The record is from RefSeq and is a predicted model, not a curated record. Gene Ontology annotation, molecular function: receptor ligand activity. The coding region runs from base 617 to 1024 and encodes 135 amino acids.
CGGAAGACGCAUCUCACUUCUCAUGACCAAUCGAUCCCUACAAGCCCGGGCGGAGCGAAGGGAGCACAACUAUCGCCACUACUCCAUUGUACUGCGAUCACUCUUCUCGGCGGCUCUACGGCUGUCACAAAGCGACUACAACUUCUGCGGAGAGUUUGUCUUCAAACUAAACAUACCGGCUUUUAACCGGGUCGGUCCAUCCUCAAUGUGAUGUUGAGAUGGGACUUUGCUACUUGAUCACAUUUGGAGCCCGUUGCUGUUCCAAAAACUCACGGUUAUCAGAAGCGGCUCCAGCCCGGUACUAUUCUGCACGGGCUCUUCUUUGCGUCUUUCCCUCUGAUCCAGCGCGAUUGGGUUUUGUAAGAACCGGAGCGGAGACACCAGCGAAAGGAUUGUGAGGAAAAUACUUUGGAGUUUGAAGCAGAAAGUGUCUUCUGGAUAAUCCCUUCGUUCCUGCAUGCAGUCAUGAUAUCCAGUUUAUAAAUCUGGGUGCUUCUUCUGUUUGAGGGGGAGAAGCAGGAAGAAGAGGUGAGCUAAGGCGGGAAUGGAUGCAGCCAUGGCCUGUUAUUUAUAGACAGGCUACUCAGUGGAACAGACCAAUUAAAAGGAAAGCAGGAUGAAACUGUGGGGACGGUCAGCUUGGCCUUUGCAGGUGGCCUACCUCGUUGCCUUGACGAUGCUCUACGUUGACCCUGUGUCCGCUGGCAGCCGCAACCAUCGGGGAUCGACAGUCUCCUAUCAAGUGAAGCAGGGGACUUGUGAGGUUGUGGCUGUUCAUCGCUGCUGUAAUAAGAAUAAGAUCGAGGAGCGUUCCCAAACUGUCAAGUGUUCCUGUUUCCCUGGGCAAGUUGCUGGCACCACCAGAGCCAGACCCUCAUGUGUUGAAGCCUCCAUUGUAGUUCAGAAAUGGUGGUGCCAGAUGCAGCCAUGCAUGGACGGAGAAGAAUGUAAGGUCUUGCCUGACUUGACUGGCUGGUCCUGCAGUACUGGCAACAAAGUCAAAACCACUAAGGUCACACGAUAACAAGAGAGUUACUGGAGUAAGAGAAGAAGUGCCAUACUUCAUCUGGAAACGGUGGAUAACUCAUUUGAAUUCAUUUAAAAAAACAAAAAAAGGGAGGAAAUGAGGAGGAUGGAGGAGGAUUUCAGCAUACCAUAACAAAACAAGACAAAGUAACUAUUGUAUUCCUUACCUGCGGCCAUGAGAAGACUACAAUGACAGUUUCCAAGGAUGCAGAAGGACAAGAAUUGACUCUUUCGUUUCAACUGUUGGACAUGCAGAUGACUGAAACCCAUUCUAAAGACUGAUUAAGCAUUUCAAAGCGUGUCUUUAAGCAAAGCAUUUGUAGAGACCUGAGCAUAAUGAACUGUGCGUAGUGCGCCACUGGACACAAUGCAGACCUUUUGUCAACAUGUAGCUUAUACACUGGAGCCAAGAGCUAGAAGCUCAUAACUAGCAAAUUAGAAUCAAAUUGCUCUUUUGGGUCAAGUCGCGACCACAAAGACUUUUUUGAGAGACAAUUUGUAGUUCUAAUUAGGAAUUGCAGUGUAGGAACAGAACAACAUAUUAAAAAUUCAUGUAUGAUAUUUGCACUAGUUGAAACCUUGGAUAAUGUUUUGUUACUCCCAGUAUCACACCGUGGAGGUCAUGCAGAGCUUAAAAUCCUUGUAAAACAUCUGACAUUUGAUGUACCGGCAAAUACAAGGUAGUCUCAUUACACCAGAGUGGUUGAAAAUGGCACCAGUAUAAAUGGGUGCAAUACAAACUAGCAAAUUGGGAUCAUCCCAUAUUUUUGGUAGUUAUAAAUAUUUGUUCUGUGACAUCUCAAUUGUCAUCUUUUACAGGAUACCCA